This is a messenger RNA of Purpureocillium takamizusanense, 813 nucleotides long. RefSeq names its product Non-specific serine/threonine protein kinase (gene BUD32). The transcript has a single exon. Lineage: Eukaryota; Fungi; Ascomycota; Sordariomycetes; Hypocreales; Ophiocordycipitaceae. Gene Ontology annotation, molecular function: ATP binding; protein serine/threonine kinase activity. Gene Ontology annotation, cellular component: cytosol; EKC/KEOPS complex; nucleus. Gene Ontology annotation, biological process: protein phosphorylation. The record is from RefSeq and is a predicted model, not a curated record. Bases 1 to 813 code for a protein of 270 amino acids.
AUGGCUCCCUCCGCCACGGCGGCCGCACCGGCAGCGGCCCCCGACGGAGCGCAGCCGUUCCCGCUGCCCCCGAUCCUCGAGCACCCCGCCUCGACCCCGCCGUCGCUCAUCACCCAAGGCGCCGAGGGCCGCCUCUACAAGACGACGUACCUCCAGCCCGACCUGCCCUGCGCGCUCAAGUACCGCCCGCCCAAGCCCUGGCGGCACCCGACCCUCGACCAGCGCCUGACCAAGCACCGCAUCCUGUCCGAGGCCCGCAUCCUCGCCAAGUGCCGCCGUGACGGCGUCCGCGUGCCUACCGUCUACGCCGUCGACGAGGCCGCCGGGUGGUUGAUGCUCGAGUGGAUUCACGGCACGCCGGUGCGCGCCAACAUCAACGAGUGGCUGGGCAGCAGGAGCGAGGGCAUCGAGGCCGACGAGCCGCUCAGGAGCCUCAUGCGCCGCAUCGGCGCCGCCGUGGGCAAGAUGCACAAAAUUGGCAUCGUCCACGGCGAUCUCACCACGAGCAACAUGAUGCUGGCGCCGUCGUGGAGCGGGAUCGACGUCAAGGACAAUCAGCCGCAAGGUCACGUCCUGCAUGGUGAGAUUGUCAUCAUCGACCUCGGUCUCGCCAGCGGCAGCAUCCAGGACGAGGACCGCGCUGUCGACUUGUAUGUCUUAGAGCGCGCGUUUGGCAGCACACACCCACGCGCCGAGUGUAUAUUCAAGGAGGUCUUGGAAGAGUACAGAGAGUCUUUUAAGCAAGCUCCAGUGGUACUCAAGAAGCUCGAGGACGUGAGGAUGAGAGGAAGGAAACGAAGCAUGGUCGGAUAA